AUGCCACCCGAACCAGACGGACCAAGUGGAUUCGAACGAAUGGAUUCAAAUGGUAAUCAUGGUGGAGAAAAAAAACCAUUUAUGUAUCGUGUCAAAACUGGUUUAACCAAUUUUAUGAAAUCAUUUCGUAUUUUUCUUUAUAAUAAAGAACAUCAAACAUUUUUUGGAAAUACAAGUUCAUCAUGGAUUAAAAUUUCUAUAUAUUAUUUCUUUUUCUAUCUUUGUUUGGGUCUAUUCUUUUCCGGUAUGAUUGCUGUAUUUGCUGCUAUUGUAUCACGUGAAUCACCAACAUAUACAUAUCGUCAUAAUCAAAUGAAAGUUGGCGGAAAAUUUUGUAUUGGAAUGGGUUUUCGACCAAUGCCUGAUAUAACUUCAACAUCACUCACUGUUUAUGGCGAUUCACAAUCACAAAAUACAACAGUAUCGUCUUUGACAUCUUUUCGAUAUAAUUUUCUUACACAAUAUGAUACAACAUAUUUAGAAGAAUGUAGUCCAUUUAAUCCAGCUUCAAAACUUCGAGGAAGUCAUUCAUGUAAAUUUUCUUGGGAUGAUAUUGUUACAAGUGACGCACAUCCUUGUUCAACUGAAAAAAUGUAUGGAUGGCCAAUAGGUCAACCGUGUAUACUUAUUAAACUAAAUCAAAUUUAUGGUUGGAUGCCAGCUGAUGGUAAUAUCAUCGAUGCAGUAGCCAAUGCUACAGGUCAGCCAAUACUUCCUAUUGAUCAACAGGGGCAAAAUAUUUAUAUAACUUGUGAGGGUAGAGAACAAGAAGAUAAAAAUAAGACUGGUAGUAUGAUAUAUUAUUCAAUUUUACAUCCACUUGGUAUUCCAAAUUAUGGUGGUAUACCUUAUUAUUUUUUUCCCUAUAGAAAUGCAAGAGAAGAAGUUGAACCAUUUGUAUUAGUACAAUUUACGUCAUUACCAUUCGAUACGAAAGUGAAUAUAAUAUGCCGUGCUUGGGCACCAGAUAUUCAACAAUAUGUUCAAGGUUCAGCACGUCGUGGAGUUGUUACAUUUGAUAUAUUGAGAUCAAAUAAGAGUGCUCCUGUAACAAAAUAA
Molecule: messenger RNA, 1059 nt
Organism: Rotaria sordida
Lineage: Eukaryota; Metazoa; Rotifera; Eurotatoria; Philodinida; Philodinidae
Source: the annotation of a GenBank genome assembly